Letharia columbiana is the source of this 864-nucleotide messenger RNA. RefSeq lists its product as uncharacterized. NCBI's taxonomy places the organism in Eukaryota, Fungi, Ascomycota, Lecanoromycetes, Lecanorales, Parmeliaceae. The transcript has 2 exons. Gene Ontology annotation, molecular function: protein binding. Bases 1 to 864 code for a protein of 287 amino acids. The record is from RefSeq and is a predicted model, not a curated record.
AUGCUACUGGAUAAGGGUGCGGACGUCAACGCUGAAGGUGGAGCAUAUGGCAAUGCACUGCAGGCAGCAUCAUCAGGAGGUUAUGAUCAAGUGGUACAGAUACUGCUAGAUAAGGGUGCGGAUGUCAACGCUCAAGGUGGCAAGGCGCUGCAGAUAGCAUCAUUUGGAGGUUAUGGUCAAGUGGUACAGAUACUGCUAGACAAGGGUGCGAAUGUCAACGCUCAAGGUGGAACAUAUGGCAAUGCGUUAUACGAGGCAUCAUCACAAGGCCAUGAUAGUUUGGUUCAAAUGCUACUGGAUAAGGGUGCGGACGUCAACGCUGAAGGUGGAUAUCAUGGUAACGCACUGCAGAUAGCAUCAUUUGGAGGUUAUGGUCAAGUGGUACAGAUACUGCUAGACAAGGGUGCGAAUGUCAACGCUCAAGGUGGAACAUAUGGCAAUGCGUUACAGGCGGCAUCAUCACAAGGCCAUGAUAGUUUGGUUCAAAUGCUGCUGAAUAAGGGUGCGGACGUCAACGCUAAAGGUGGAUAUCAUGGUAACGCGCUGCAGGGUGCGGACGUCAACGCUGAAGGUGGAUAUCAUGGUAACGCACUGCAGGCAGUAUCAUCACAAGGCCAUAAUAGUUUAGUUCAAAUGCUACUGGAUAAGGGUGCGGACGUCAACGCUGAAGGUGGAUAUCAUGGUAACGCACUGCAGGCAGCAUCAUCAGGAGGUUAUGAUCAAGUGGUACAGAUACUGCUAGACAACGGUGCGGAUAUUAACGCUCAAGGUGGAUUUUAUGGUGGCGCACGGCAGGCAGCAUUAUCAGGAGGUCAUGAUCGAAUCGUGCAGAUGUUGCUGGACAGAGGAGCCAUUGAGAAUUGA